CCGCGAUGCGCAGUGGAUAAACCCCAUCACGAUGACUUCUCCUCUCACGCGCCGCACUAUGUGAAUAGAGGUCGCGGAUCAGAACAGGAGAUCGUCAACGGGGAAACCCUCUGGAGCGUCUUUUUGAGCCGUCUUGAGAUUCGGACCUGUGGCUCACCCGGACGCACGCUGUGCGCUCACCCGACCUGCCGCUGGCCGCUCUGCGCUCACCGCCGCUCCAUCAUGUUGCUGUCCAGCUUCCUCAUCCUCACCUCCUCCUACUGCCUGGCGCCUCUGCUGCUCUGCUACCUGCCCGGAGUGUCUGCUCAGAAGCCUGGUCCCAGGUGGCUGAUUGGAGACCGAGACAGUCACUGCGGGGUGAUCUGCUCGCGGACGCAGGGGAAGCCGGUGUGCGGCUCGGACGGGCGGAGCUACGAGACCGGCUGCGAGCUGCAGAGGGCGCGCUGCAAAGACAAGACACUCGCACUGGCACACCGGGGCCGGUGUCGAGGUAAAAACUGGGCCAAAGCAGAUCAGGUCCCGGUGGCUCCAGCACCAACGGCCACAGCCGAGGGGAGAGACUUGGAGCUCAAAGAUGCAGGUCAGCUGAAGUGUCGUGUUGACAGGAACCAGGCUCUGGAACAGGCCCGCCGAUCUCAGGAGUACACCUUCAUCCCAGAAUGCAACGAGGACGGAACGUUCGCUCAGGUCCAGUGCCAUACGCUCACAGGCUACUGCUGGUGUGUCAACAGUGACGGAAAGCCUGUGAGUGGCUCCUCUGUGCACAACAGGACCCCGGUGUGUUCAGGAAACUUCCGUGAAUUUAUGGGAACUCAUGCUGGGACGAGUGGAUUGUCAGGGUCAGUAACCGAUAAACCACCAGUGCCACCAAACUCCGGUCGAAAAGUCUCUUUCCGUUUCUUUCUCACCCUCAACCCAGACGACGGCUCCAAGCCCACGCCCACCAUGGAGACGCACGUCCCUCCCGAGGGCGACGAGAUCACCGCUCCAACACUGUGGAUCAAGCAGCUGGUCUACAAGGAGAGUAAACAGAACAGCUCCACCACCAGGAAGCAAGAGAAAGUUCCCUCUUGUGACCAGGAGAGACAGACUGCUUUGGAAGACGCCCGGCAGAAUCCUCGUGAGGCCAUUUUCAUCCCCGACUGCGGGCCGGGAGGUCUUUACAAGGCGGUCCAGUGUCACCAGUCCACGGGCUACUGCUGGUGUGUCCUGGUUGACACUGGGCGACCCAUCCCGGGAACCUCCACCAGGUACCAGACGCCCGAGUGCGAGUCUGUGAACCCACGCCCCGACACGGAGAAUCCGUUCCAAGGCCGAGACCUGACAGGCUGCCCAGAGGGGAAGAAAGUGGAAUUCAUUACAAGCUUGUUAGAUGCCCUCACCACAGACAUGGUGCAAGCCAUAAACUCACCAGCCCCCUCUGGUGGCGGGAGGUUUGUGGAGCCGGACCCCAGUCACACUCUGGAGGAGAGGGUGGUGCACUGGUACUUUGCCCAGCUGGAUAACAACGGCAGCCACGACAUCAACAAGAAGGAACAGAAACCUUUCAAGAGGUACCUGAAGAAGAAAGCCAAACCCAAGAAAUGUGCCCGCAAAUUCACCGACUACUGUGACCUGAAUAAGGACAGGGCCAUCUCCCUGCAGGAGCUGAAAGGCUGCCUGGGCGUCAGCAAAGAGGGCAGUUCAACAACAAGUGGCAACCAAGGGACAAGGCAAGGGACAAAUUUGUUCAUAGGUCGUCUGGUGUGAGAAGAGACGGAUCGAGAAGCUGAGGCGAGAGCAGAGGGCACAGAGGGAAGGCAUCUGUACGCCUGCCGACAGGGAAGAGAAAGAUGGAGCAGAAAAAUUACAAAGUUCCUGAGGUUAAAAAAAAGAGGAAAAAGAAGAAAAAACUAGACAACGAAGCGGCGCCAAAAUAUUUGCACUUUCUCCCUUCCUAUGGUUGACAUUUUAUCUGUUUUUAUGUUUACGUUUCCUCUCCUGAAAUGUCUGAAAGUUGUGAAGGGUAAGAAUGAGAAUAUAUUUUUAAAGAGAUGACGGCAGAAGUGAGUGGACGUGGCCACGUCUGUUUCGAUUCUGGCUGGCCUCAGAUCAGAAGAACAUCAAUCUUAAGAUUAAAUCUAUAGAUUUGGACAGUGGAAACUCACAGACGAGACGAGUCACACUCAGCCCGAACAUUGCUCGAUAUGGAGGUCAAAGUGGGAAGUGUCUCCACAGGGGGGCGAUAGAGACGUUUACGGUACAGCAACAGAAAAAGCAGCGUCCAUCCCACUGCUCUGUUUUACAGAACCAGUCAUUUGGUUUUAUUUUAACGUCGAAAUCAAACCGGGGCUCCUCGUGCUCAGACUUAACCACCGCUAGGGAGGGGGCACAGUAACAGAAUAUAAACUGAAAAGACAAACUAAUCAGGACAAAGCAAAAUGAAGCAACAGAAACAAAAUAGUUGCUGAACUGUCAGUUUAUGACACGUGAUUCGUACCCACGAACAACUUAUAGUCGGAAAAUGUGAUAUAUAUGAACAAUACUCUUCCUGUACCACAUCUCAGACGCAGCAUCUGGUUGACAAUUCUAACUUUUUUUUUCUCCAAAAGAAUUAUAUUGAUCGAGAGAUCAAGGCACAACUCCUACAGUCUGAAAGCCCCCCCAGUUCAAAGAAAUGAAUAAUACUAUGUUGAGAAACUGUUUCUCAACACAUUUUCCUUGAUGCCCCUCAGACUUCCUUUAAAACACCUCGUUUACACCACAUUUUCGAGUUAAAACAGAAAACGUUCGUCUAUUGUUGGCCGCCUGUUUACAUUACAACGGCGCUCGGAGCCACUGAAAAUGAAACUUGAUGAAAAUGGCUCCCAGGGUGGAGGUGCAAGGCCGUUUUGAAAACGCUGUGGCUCCACCUCUGUGGAAAAGAGCGGAAAAGGGCAUUUUUCUGAAGCGCUGCUCCUGCACAUGCGCACCGCGCUUGUAGUGAUUAACUCUACACAAGUACAGGAAGGAUUCAUUCAUAGAAAAGAAUGCACUGUGUGCUGUUGAUUCCUGAAUUUAACAGCGUUUCUCCAAUAAAGUUCACAUUUACGACAUCACCGUCUGGAUCACAGGUAGAGACACAAAGAAAUGAAGUUUAAAUAAGCUUUAAUAUUCUCUGCAUGCAGACGUAGGUAGUUUUAAAUGACAUAAAUAGAGCAGCCCCUCGCGGCCUUCCAGGAAGACCGUACAUCAUUUUCAGUGUUUCUACCGCGUAGCUGCAAAACUUUGACAACGAAAAUUCUAAACUUGUGUGUUUUUACUUGAAACGACGAGCAAACGGGGCCUUAUUGUUAUUUUCUUUUAAAAGAGCCUAAAAAAAAUCUGAACUUUACGCAGUUCCGCGUCGUUACAAUGUCCAGAAAAUCUAAAUGCUGAACAGUCACAGUAAAAAGACUGAAAUAGAUGAAGUGGCAUAAGAUGUUUACAUGUAUCUUGUUAAUAUCAGCUCAUUUCAGCUGUCAUGUUCACGUUUAUGCUCGCUUUCAUGAGAAAAAUGUGGCAUUUCCUUAUGCACACUUCGUAAAAUAAAUACUGGAGCCCUCCCUGCAAUAACAUUUGUGUACCUAAAUACAGUGACUGUCCGUCCUCCAACAGCUGAGCUUAGUCUGACACGCAUGCUGGAGAUUUGCCACCUUAUGCAAGACACUGAAGUGGGUGCUUGAAGAAAAAUGUGUCCCAUAAAUAAAAGAAAAAGGCAGAGCUUGGAAGAAAGAGAAGAAUGUCCUUCUGCAUUUGGGAGCAGUUGACUUUGAAAACAGGCAAACGUCAUAUCUUUGCUAUAUGUGUAUUUGUUUUGUGUAAGAGUCAUUGUAAUGGAUCAUGACCAUGAGACAAAAAAAAAGAAUGCUCCUAUUGUAAAUAUGUACAA
This is a messenger RNA of Salarias fasciatus (jewelled blenny), 3889 nucleotides long. RefSeq names its product SPARC related modular calcium binding 1 (gene smoc1). The record is from RefSeq and is a predicted model, not a curated record. Gene Ontology annotation, molecular function: heparin binding; extracellular matrix binding; protein binding. Gene Ontology annotation, cellular component: basement membrane. The transcript has 15 exons. Bases 223 to 1749 code for a protein of 508 amino acids. NCBI's taxonomy places the organism in Eukaryota, Metazoa, Chordata, Actinopteri, Blenniiformes, Blenniidae. Gene Ontology annotation, biological process: extracellular matrix organization.